Teleopsis dalmanni is the source of this 1048-nucleotide messenger RNA. RefSeq names its product mitochondrial dicarboxylate carrier-like. Gene Ontology annotation, molecular function: oxaloacetate transmembrane transporter activity; thiosulfate transmembrane transporter activity; antiporter activity. The transcript is spliced from 6 exons. The record is from RefSeq and is a predicted model, not a curated record. Bases 163 to 1008 code for a protein of 281 amino acids. Gene Ontology annotation, biological process: phosphate ion transmembrane transport; succinate transmembrane transport; oxaloacetate transport. NCBI's taxonomy places the organism in Eukaryota, Metazoa, Arthropoda, Insecta, Diptera, Diopsidae.
UUUAUUCUGUUCAUUUUUGUAUUUGCUUUUCACCAAAAGCAUACAUUAUGAAGAACUCACUAAACUUAAAUUUUGGAGUUGCAAAGUAUAUAUUUUAGAUUUCUGUGAUCGAUCCAAAAAUUACAUCAAAGUAUGAAAAUGAACUGAGAAAACAGUAUUAAUAUGACGGAAGCGCUACCAAAACGUAAGGCACGUUGGUAUUUUGGUGGGUUGUCUGCGGCGGCUGCAGCUUUUUUUACCCACCCAUUAGAUCUGAUAAAAGUAGUAUUGCAAACGCAACAACACAAAACUUCAGUUUUCGAGGUAACAAAAAAAAUCACAGCAGAGCAUGGCUUUUUUUCGUUAUACAACGGGAUUUCAGCUUCAGUUUUACGACAGCUGACUUACUCAACUGCGCGUUUCGGGAUCUAUGAGGCUGGCAAGAAUUAUAUAAGUACGAGCACAUUUGCUGGUAAAGUAGAGUUAGCCAUCAUAUCAGGUACAGUGGGUGGUUUUAUUGGUGCUCCGUUUGAUUUGGUGAAUGUACGUAUGCAAAACGAUGUAAAACUUCCACCGGAAGAGAGAAGAAAUUAUAAAAAUGCUGUUGACGGAUUAUUUAAGGUGUACAAAACAGAAGGAAUUAAAAAUAUGUUUACUGGUGCUGAGUUAGCUACGGUCAGAGGAGUAUUAGUGACAGUAGGUCAAAUUGCAUUUUAUGAUCAAGUAAAAAGCACAUUACUGGAAACUGCAUACUUUGAAGAUGACCUGAAGACCUACUUAGUUUCUUCUCUUGCUGCGGCAAUAAUUUCUACCACACUAACGCAACCUAUGGACGUGCUUAAAACUCGUGCUAUGAAUGCUAAGCCAGGAGAGUAUAAAAAUACUAUGGAUAUUGUAUUACAUACUGCCAAACUUGGUCCAUUAGGUUUCUUCAAAGGAUAUUUGCCAGCGUUUGUGCGGAUUGGCCCGCACACUAUAUUGACAUUUGUCAUAUUAGAACAAAUGACACAUCAUUUUGGUAUAUUUUGAUUGAAAUUUGUCUGAUAAAAUUAUGUGAUUAUAUUUAGUA